AUUUCCUCACCCGGUGGUUCCACUCCCUUGGUCCAUCAUGCAUCACUCUGUGCCGCCAAUGGCCAGCGAUUCUCUGAAUGUGUCCUACCUUGAGAGAGCGCCUCCACGCCGGAACGCUAAUGUGCAGGCAUUCAUCCGUGGGAAGGAAUCCUCCUACGCAGAUGCUCUGGAGUUUUGCCGUCAAGGUUUAGGUUUCAUGGGAGAUGAAAUCUUGACAAAGGUGAAAUCUGAGAUGCAACAAACGGUGAACUACAUCAAGUCAGAAGUAGCCGACAUGAAGUCCGAGGUAGCGGACAUGGUCGAACACCACCAUUUGACCUUGGCUGCGAAACUUGAGUCGAUUAAUGAGAAACUCUAUUCAGUCGAGAGAAUCGACGGUGCCAAGCGCUCACAGUCUCCGGACGCACGAUCACGUGAGCAGAACGAAGCGAAUCGCCGGCUGGUCCUGAGGAGAGAAGAGCAGAUUUUGCAGAUUCAUGACCAGCUUGCAAAAAUGUCCGAUCAACUUAACAAAGUCAACAAGAAGAGUGAUAUGGACCAGUGCAUGCAGAACCUGGCUGGGAAGAUCGAUCUACAACAAAUGCUCGAUGCCCAAGCAAUGAACUUGAUGCAACAGAUGCGGCAGAUGCACAUGGGCACUCAUGAUGUUUCGGAGGUUUUGAGAGAAUUGGAAAAUGCCAAACCCCCUCAAAUUGAUUUGUCACUGAUCUCAACAGAAAUCCGGAAGACCAUCAUGAUCUUCGAGGAGGACUUUCGGAUGCUGAUGAAUGAAAUCACCAAAGUGCAAAAGCACCUGCAGAUUGAUUAUGUUGAAAUAGCCGCUGUAGGUCAGGUCACUGGGCUGAGUGUACAGGAGUCAACUGCAGUUCCAGCAGAAGGAGCACCAACCACGGAGGGAACAUGUCCUUCUCCCUCAUGUCCUUCUCCCUCACCAAGCGAAUCGGCUUCCAGAGGGAGCAAGGUGAUGAUAGAAGGCGUCACGUUUGCUGAGGAGGAGGUGGUGAUUUGUGAAGAUCUCCAUAUUGCUUCCAGAGUGAAAAGGUCAAAGAGGGUUCGCGAGGUGUCAGCCCAAACCGAAAAUUCUAGACGGGACGAACAUGUUCAGACAGAUCUGGACCAUCAAGCGCACAAGCCGCACCACAAGAAGAAGACACUGCCAGCAGCAAAGACAAAGGUGGUGCAACCUGUAGCGCAGUUGCGCCCUGGGCUGCAAGACAAAGAUGCUUUCAAGGAGAGAGCUAGGAAGGCCUUGCUGCGUCCACAGUACAAUGUUUUUGACUACUACCAUACAACUGGCGUGUGUCAGGCCAUUGCUCGUCACUUUGUUUUUGACAAUCUCACUGUUUGUGUGGUUGCACUUAAUGCAAUAUGGAUCGCGGUUGACAUUGACUACAAUACCAGUGCUGUUUUGACACAAGCUGACACAGUUUUUCAAGUUGUGGAACACUCAUUUUGCACCUACUUUUUCCUCGAGAUCAUGAUACGAUUUGGUGCCUUCGCUCACAAGCGCAGAGCUCUUAUGGAUGUUUGGUUUCUUUUCGAUUCUGUCCUCGUGGCCAACAUGGUGGUGGAAACUUGGUUGGUUCCCAUCAUUAUUAUUGCAGCUGGAACAGAUGCGGCAGAUGUCUUGAAUAUCUCAUUCCUUCGAAUGAUGCGUAUGGUGAAGCUACUUCGUUUGUCCAGAAUAUCAAGGUUUAUCCGUUCAGUGCCCGAACUGGUCAUCAUUCUGAAGGCCAUGGGCUUUGCAGCGAGAUCGGUGCUGGUCUUCUUCCUUGUUUGGCUGGUGAUCAUCUAUAUAUUUGCAGUCGUGCUACGACAAGCAACGGACUCUUCAACAGUCGGCACAAGCCUGUUUCCUUCAGUUCCCUCAGCCAUGAACACUCUAUUGCUUGAUGGCCUUCUUGCAGACUAUGCGCCAUUGAUGAAGUCUUUGGGUUCUGAGAGUGCAAUUCUUUGGGUUGUGGGCCUUGCAUACAUUUUGCUGGUUGCCAUCACAGUUCUGUAUAUGCUCGUUGGAUGCUUGGUGGAAGCUGUUGGAGCAAUCGCAAGCUCACAAAAGGAAGGUUUGGCAAUCAGCUAUGUUGCUGGCAGCGUGAGAGCCAAAAUGGAGUCUCUGGGACAUAGCCCAGAAGGAGACAUAUCGCUUCACAGCUUCCAGCAAUAUUUGACAGAUCCGGAGAUAGCUGGUAUCCUGUCGAGCGUGAAGGUGGAUGUUGUAAUCCUGGGAGAAAUGUUGGAGAUGAUCUACGAAGAUUUAGAACGUCAGGGUGAGGCUAUGACAUUUGAGAAAAUGAUUGAGCUGAUGCUGAAUGGGCGGGGCUCCAACACCGCAACUGUCAGGGAUAUAAAGGAGCUGCUGCGAAUGAUCAGAUCGGCAAUCAAACUAUCUGGGGUGGAGACCCUGAACAAAGUGACAGAGGAAAUGGGCAGUGUCGCAGCUACCAUACAGGCAUUGCGGAUAGAAGGAGCGGGAGACAGCGACUCAGAUUCCAGUAGUGGCCGAAGUCCUUCCGUCGCAGUAUCUGGAAGGCCCAGGAUGCAUGUCCAAGAAACUACUUCAGUGAGGUCUGGUCGUUUGGGUUGGUGAAGGACUGAUAGAAGUGGAUGAAAUGUGCAGAUGAAAGAAUUGCCAAGGCUAAAACAGCCAGGCCAAAGCUUUGGAAGAACAUUUGUACAUAGGAUUGACAAUGAACUAUCCCAGUUCAGCUAGGUUUUCCAGCAUUCUAGCCUAGCCGACUUGUGCAACUUUUUGCCGCAGAAUAUCUGUGCAACACUCCAUCGUCAGUGCCAUGUCGAAGACAAUUCUCUGCCAUGGAGAAGUGAA
Durusdinium trenchii is the source of this 2824-nucleotide messenger RNA. Lineage: Eukaryota; Dinophyceae; Suessiales; Symbiodiniaceae. The record is from the annotation of a GenBank genome assembly.